This is a messenger RNA of Penicillium cataractarum, 615 nucleotides long. Its product is annotated as nucleobindin SSP120. The coding region runs from base 1 to 615 and encodes 204 amino acids. The record is from RefSeq and is a predicted model, not a curated record. Gene Ontology annotation, cellular component: extracellular exosome; endoplasmic reticulum-Golgi intermediate compartment. Gene Ontology annotation, molecular function: calcium ion binding. The transcript is spliced from 2 exons. Lineage: Eukaryota; Fungi; Ascomycota; Eurotiomycetes; Eurotiales; Aspergillaceae.
AUGAUAUCACGUUUAAUCCUCGCUGUUGCCGGCGCAAUCGCUUUGAGUAGCGGUCUUGCCAGCGCCCAUGGCUCACAUUCAAACGAUGGGCAACCCCCCUCCAACGACUGGGCCACGAGACACAUGAUGGAGGAGCACCAUAUUGAAGGCUUCGAUGCGCUCUCUUUCUUCACGCUGCACGACUACGACGCCUCCGGCGCAUGGACUCCGGAAGAAGUACGCAAAACAUACGGUCUCGACGAUGAAUCCAACAGGGGCGCAAGCGAGUCUAGCAAGGAGUCCGCCAUUCGCGCGGUGUUCGACCUUUUCGACCCAACGAACACAGGCACUAUCAGCCGCGACGCCUGGUUGAAGACUAUUGCCUCUGGGACACGGUUGCCCGACCUCGGCUUCGGGCCUGGCCACCAUGGUGACCUUGAGUAUGAAUACGAGAUUCACCACUUCGAGAAAUUCCACGGCGAUGAUGCUACUGAGGAGGAAUUGAACCACCCCGAGGAUAUUGAACAUUUCCGUCUCCACGACGAGAUGGAGGCAGCUCAGUUGCGACUUGAGAAGCUGGAGGAUACGCAGGUUGUUGAAGCCAACAUCCCUUCCAAAUUCCGCCGUGCCGUUUAG